Colias croceus (clouded yellow) is the source of this 1444-nucleotide messenger RNA. RefSeq names its product ferrochelatase, mitochondrial (gene FeCH). Gene Ontology annotation, biological process: heme biosynthetic process. The record is from RefSeq and is a predicted model, not a curated record. The transcript has 10 exons. The coding region runs from base 226 to 1416 and encodes 396 amino acids. Gene Ontology annotation, molecular function: protoporphyrin ferrochelatase activity. NCBI's taxonomy places the organism in Eukaryota, Metazoa, Arthropoda, Insecta, Lepidoptera, Pieridae.
UAUCGAAAAUAUAUUCCAUAGAAACAGAAUUAUGAAUGUAUUCAUCGAUUGUUCUAAUUGAAAUUCAUUAAGUUUUUUUAUUUAAAUAUAUACAUAACUUCCUGUCAACUUAAGUGCUGUGAAUUUUUUCAUAACAACAACCGGUUUAAACAUUUUCUUUAAUUUAUUAAAUUAUUAGUUAUUCAGUGCAGAUUUGUGAUAGUAAUAGGACUAUAGUUUUUCAAAAUGUUGUCUUCAUUAUAUCGUCAGAACGCAAAGUUAUGGCCGCAGUUCGUCAGCAGUGUGCGAACGGCCAGUCAAGUGCAAAAACCAAAGACGGCUAUAAUUAUGUUGAAUAUGGGAGGUCCACAGACUGUUGAUCAAGUAGGCGACUACCUCCACCGCAUCAUGACGGACAGGGACAUGAUCCAACUGCCCGUACAAAGCAGACUCGGGCCGUGGAUAGCGAGCCGCAGGACAGAGGAGGUGAAGAAGAAGUACCAGGAGAUUGGUGGUGGCUCACCGAUAUAUAGGUGGACUGAUUUACAAGGAAAACUCCUAACAGAGGCGUUAGACCAAAUGUUACCAGCUUCCGCGCCACACAAACAUUACAUAGCGUUCAGAUAUGUACCACCUUUCACUGAAGAGGCUUUGGAACAAUUGGAGAGCGAUGGAGUAGAAAGAGCGAUUAUUUUCUCCCAAUACCCACAAUACAGUUGUGCUACGACUGGCUCCAGUUUAAACGCUAUAGCUGACUUUUAUAAAGACAGGAAACGACCGAACAUCAAAUUCAGUAUGAUUGAAAGAUGGGGUAAUAAUCCCCUUCUAGCUACAGUAUUCGCGGAAAGAAUUAAGGAGAAGCUGUUACUGUUUGACGGCAGUGUACGGAACCAAGUUAUGAUUAUGUUCACAGCGCACAGUCUGCCACUUAAGGCGGUAUCCCGCGGCGACACAUACCCGCAUGAAGUGGCCGCUUCAGUAUCGGCAACUAUGGCGAAGUUACAAGUGCCGAACCCACAUAGAUUGGUGUGGCAGUCGAAGGUUGGACCGCUGCCGUGGUUACAGCCUUAUACCGAUGAUGCUAUUAAGGCGUACGCGAAACAAGGCGUGAAACACAUGAUCCUAGUGCCUAUUGCGUUUGUGAAUGAACACAUAGAAACUUUGCACGAAUUGGACAUUGAAUAUUGUGACGAAGUUGCUAAAGAGGCGGGCGUAACACAAAUAGAAAGAGCGGCAGCACCAAACGAUCAUCCGACAUUCAUAGCUGCGUUAGCUGACGUAGUUGCGAAACACAUCACAACCGGACCAGCCGUUUCGAGGCAAUAUCUGUCUAGGUGUCCACACUGCGUUAGUAAGAGGUGUGAAUCUUCGAAGGCAUUUUACAAGGAUUUUUGCAAUUUUGAUUACAACACUGAGCCUCAAAUGACAAAAGUUUAAUAAAUAAUUUAGACAAUCUGUCUUUUAA